This is a messenger RNA of Stegodyphus dumicola, 906 nucleotides long. RefSeq names its product eukaryotic translation initiation factor 2 subunit gamma. Gene Ontology annotation, molecular function: GTPase activity; translation initiation factor activity; tRNA binding. Gene Ontology annotation, cellular component: eukaryotic translation initiation factor 2 complex; cytosol. Gene Ontology annotation, biological process: formation of translation preinitiation complex. The record is from RefSeq and is a predicted model, not a curated record. NCBI's taxonomy places the organism in Eukaryota, Metazoa, Arthropoda, Arachnida, Araneae, Eresidae.
UCCAAUUUUUUAUUUUACUUUUAUUUAUUAGGAACUGUGGCUGAAGGAGCACCUGUAGUACCAAUUUCAGCACAAUUAAAGUAUAAUAUUGAAGUUAUAUGUGAAUAUAUUGUGAAAAAAAUACCAGUUCCUCUGAGGGAUUUCACUUCAGAACCAAGACUGAUAGUAAUUCGUUCAUUUGAUGUAAACAAACCUGGUUGUGAAGUUGAAGAUUUAAAAGGAGGAGUUGCAGGUGGAAGUAUUUUAAGAGGUGUACUAAAGGUUGGUCAAGAAAUAGAAGUUCGACCUGGCAUUGUCACCAAAGAUGAUGAAGGAAAAUUAAUGUGUAAACCCAUUCAUUCAAGAAUUGUAUCCCUUUUUGCUGAACAAAAUGAUUUAAUGUAUGCAGUCCCUGGGGGUUUAAUAGGUGUAGGAACUAAAAUUGAUCCAACUUUAUCUCGAGCUGACAGAAUGGUGGGUCAAGUUCUUGGUGCUGUGGGAGCACUGCCCGAAAUUUUCACUGAACUGGAGAUAUCAUAUUUUCUUCUUCGUAGGCUGCUUGGUGUUCGCACUGAGGGAGAUAAGAAAGGAGCUAAAGUUCAAAAACUAGCAAAGACAGAAGUUUUAAUGGUGAAUAUUGGCUCACUUUCGACGGGGGGCAGAGUCUUAGCAGUGAAGGCAGAUUUAGCAAAAAUUAGUUUAACUAAUCCAGUUUGCACUGAAGUUGGUGAAAAAAUAGCACUUAGCCGCAGAAUUGAAAAACACUGGAGGUUAAUAGGAUGGGGUAUGAUACGUAGAGGAGUUACAAUUAAACCUGUUACGUAGACUUUAUUGUAUGAAUGACUAUUUUGUUAAAUCAGACAUAAAAGAAUGGACUAUAUAAAACAAAAAUGACAAAUAAAUAGAUCAAUAUCAUGAAAUCUUUAA